AGCUCCGCUCCGCUCCCGAGGAUGCUUGGGGGGCGAUGCCCGGCGACAGGGAGGACGAGAUCUGCCAGAAAGCGCUGCAGCUGCUGGCCGAGCUGUGCUCCGUCGGCGCGGUGGAGAACGAGAAUUGCCGGGAUUUUAUCUACUACCUGCGGGACAGAGCCCGGCCCCGCCUCACCGACUCAGAUAUCUCAAUAAGCUUGCUUUCCCUAGUUGUCACAGCCUGUGGUCUUGCUCUGUUUGGUGUGUCCCUGUUCGUGUCCUGGAAGCUUUGCUGGAUUCCUUGGCGAGAGCGUGGCCUGCCAUUUGGGAACAAAGAGAAACAAGAGUCCCUGAACUACACAGAUACAGAGACCAAUGACCAUGACUACAGCGAGGAUUAUCUUGGUCAGCCAACAACCUACCCAGAGUCCUCCAUGAAGAUCAGCCACACCUCUCCUGAUAUCCCAGUGGAUGCUCAGGGGGAGACAAAGGAGAACUGUGUACACAAUGCACGAAUGCAUCGUCAGAUCACUGAACCAACCUCUUCUGCACGGCAUAACUCAAUCCGAAGACAGCUCAACCUCUCCAAUCCUGACUUCAACAUUCAGCAGGUUCAGAAACAGGAGCAACUGACUGGAAUUGGCCGCAUUAAGCCAGAGCUGUAUAAACAGAGAUCCGUGGACACAGAUGAUGGCCGGAGGAGUAAUAGCAAGGCAUGUGGAAAACUGAACUUUAUUCUGAAAUACGACUGUGAUUUAGAGCAGCUGAUAGUGAAGAUACACAAGGCCAUCAACCUGCCAGCAAAAGACUUCUCGGGAACUUCAGAUCCAUAUGUGAAGAUAUAUCUCCUUCCUGAUAGGAAAACAAAACACCAGACUAAAGUGCACAGAAAAACCCUAAAUCCAGUUUUUGAUGAAGUUUUUUUAUUUACUGUUCCAUACAAUGAUCUGAAUGCACGGAAGCUCCAUUUCUCUGUCUAUGAUUUUGACAGAUUCUCCAGGCAUGACUUGAUUGGCCAAGUGGUAGUGGAUAAUUUUUUAGAAUUGGCAGAUUUUCCCAGGGAAUGUAAUAUUUGGAAGGAUAUUGAAUAUGUCACCAAUGAUAAUGUGGAUCUUGGUGACCUGAUGUUUUCACUCUGCUACCUUCCAACAGCUGGUAGACUAACUAUUACAAUAAUAAAAGCAAGAAAUUUAAAGGCAAUGGAUAUCACAGGAGCAUCAGAUCCCUACGUGAAGGUUUCUUUAAUGUGUGAAGGAAGGCGACUAAAGAAAAGAAAAACUUCCACCAAGAGGAACACCCUUAAUCCCGUUUACAAUGAAGCCAUAGUCUUUGACGUCCCUCCAGAAAACAUUGACCAAAUUAACUUGUCGAUAGCUGUGAUGGAUUACGACCGUGUAGGUCACAAUGAGGUCAUUGGAGUAUGUCAAGUAGGCAACGAUGCAGAAAGUCUAGGUCGUGACCAUUGGAAUGAAAUGCUCUCAUAUCCUCGGAAACCCAUUGCCCACUGGCAUCCUCUUGCAGAGGAAUCAAGUGGGGGAGGGUAUCCAGCGCAUCCAGGCUGUGCAGAGAAAUAUAUACACAGCAUAUCAUUUUGGUUCCUGAAUCAGGAUUAGGCUCAGCGAGAGUUCUGGAACCUCUGUGGCCACAACCAUAGGACCCUGAAUACUGCUGAAUAGAACCCUCAGUCUUCAACUGUGUGAAGAGCUAUUGGUUUUGAGUAGUGCAAUAUUAUCCACUUGUAGCAUUAGUUCUCCAGCUGACACUAUUGCUACUGAUAGAUUUUUUGUAUGGUCAUAAGCAUUACCCAAAUUCAAGUCAAAUGUUUUGCUCAUUAGAAUAACCCAGGUUUUACAAGCAACAUGACAGCAAUGAAAACAACAGAUACUGGAGCCAGCUUUAAAUAUGAUUAUUGUAUUUGCAAAGGAAAAAAGAAGUGCAGUAUUGUAAAUGUAAAGCUAUGUAAGUCAUUUUUUCCCAAGAAUGACUGUCAUCAGACUUUUUUGAUGGUGAGUUGUAUCUUUCAUCUCCAUGUCUCCUUUCACCUGACAUGAAAACAAGACUAAUUCACUCCUUUGCAGAUAUGCUUCAAAUCCUUCAAAGCUGUAAAAAGUUCUGUUGGGUGACAAGAUACAUACAGUGUUUUGCAAUGACAGCGUGUUCUUUUAGAAAGAAGAUAAGGAUCUGUGUAGUAUGGAGACUGGGAGCCCUCGGUGUUAUUAGAUGAUUUUCCAGUCACUGCUUUUCACUGUGUCCAUAACACUGUGAAGGGCUGGAAGAAUCUCACAGGUGGCUUUCUUUCAUCAUACACACAAGCACACACACACACCAUUUUAAAAUGCCACUCCAAACCUAUAUAAUGUCUGUGAAGACUAUUAUUUGUAGUAGAACUAACAUUGACAGGGCUACCUUAAAUGAUUGUACAUUGUAAAUGCUAAUGAAUUCUGACCAUUUUAAAAAUAAAAAUAAAAAUCAAAGCAAAGCACUGAAUUCCUUCACAUAAUGAACUCUAGGUCCUGGAACAACAGUCCCUCGGAUAAAUUUUGCUCAUUAUUUAUCCAUGCAUAGGGUUAACUCUUCCUUAAUUUUUUCAUAGAGAGACUUUGAAUCAAGAUUUUACAUCAAUAUCUUUACCUUAAAAGGGCAAAUGCAAAUUAUGUGUGUAUUAUACAAUCUAGUAGCCUGCUAAACACAGGUAGGUAGCCCUUGUCUUUGUAUAUACUGUUCAGGUAAGUUUAUGCACAUGAACAUUGUUUUGCAUCUUGUAUGUGUUAAAUGCUCACCAUUUUCAGUUUCUAAUUGAGCUGACACAUGUGUGACUGUAAAAAAAUCGAGAAAAUAUUUGCAACUUUUAUUAAAAAAAAAGUUGUAUAACUUGUUAUUUGAGGAUCUUCCAGAAAACCAGAAUUGUUAACAGGUAAAAACACAGCCUAAUGGUUGCAGAAGAUCUUGGAUCUGUUCUAAAUGUGUAGUGUGGCUAUAAAGCAGAAGUCUUAAAAGUACAGUUGUUAUAAAAAAAUAAAAAUAAAAUGUCAUGCUAUGCUAUGAAGAAUUUAGCUAUCACAUACAAGGACACUCCUGGCAAACUCAACAACUGUUAAAGCCCGCCUGAGCAAAAUUUCAGAUUGGUAACAGGUCACAUCCAGAACAAAAAAAUACAAAGUAGCCCUAGCAAAUGUAUUUCAGUACAUGCUCAAGUGAAGCCUUAUGUCAGCAGACCAGUGAUGUAAUACAGUGCUCAUACCUGUUCGUGUAUGAUCUUCACUUCAGGCAAAAUUCUGCACUCUUUACUCAGGCACAUCUCCCAGGAGCCAACAUGGGGAGAUAAGCACGAACAAAGGAGGAGGACCUUUUCCUUGUAAGUGGAGAUCUUUGAUUUCCUGGAUAAAUCAGCAUAGAUGCAAUCCCACGUGGGCAAAGCAGGCAGCUGCAUGCUGUCCCGCUGCAAUGGCUAUUACCAGGGCAAUGUUAUGAACAGUAGCUUCUGUAAGAAUGAAGAGACCUCUGCAGCUAGUUCAUUUUGUCUCCAUGGAACAGAGCAGAAAUCUUUCUCAGAUUUGCCUCAAGUGACUCAAAAGGGCGUCAGCAGAAAAGUAGUGUCAUUGUAAUUGCUAAUGUUUUUUAUUUUAUUAUCAUACUCAGUUCAUUUAAUGCUCAAGGGGCUGGCAUCAAGAGAAUGAUUUUGAAAACAGUUUGAAAUAUUUCUUUUACAAAGAAAAGAAAAAUCUUAUUUUUCAUUUUUUUAAUUUUCCUAAUUCUUGCUCUCUGACUCAUGACUUACAAGCUGUUACACAGGCUAUGGCAUUAUUUCGUGCUUUAUAAAAAUAUCUGCCUUUCCAUAGCAGUGCAUAAGUGGAACAGUAGUUGUUUUCUGUGCUUCUCCCUCUUCACCUUUUGACUCAACUUAAUCUAUACUACUCCCUAGACCUUCAGUAGACCCAUGUUACAGUUCUGGUGAGCCAGGCAAUAGCAAUACUGGACAUAACAGAGCAUCUACUGCUAGAACACCAGUUGGAAACGCAGUACUGUGAUCCCAGUACUGGUCACUCUCUUUGCUGAACUAUAAUUCCCAGUGGUGAAUUAGUAGAACAGCUCAUAAGAAUAACUCCAAACCUCCAACCUUCAUUUGUUUUAUUUCCUGUGAAGACACAAUUAUGCUGUAUCACAAGUGUUACUGAAGCAAAAAGGGAAAUCCCCUAGAAAUGCAUCUCAGCAAGAUUUUAAUCCCACUUUAUUCAUUAACAAUAUUCUAUUAAACUCUUAGUUUUUCAUAAGAAGCCACAAUUUCAGAUAGAUUUUUUAUGAAAAAAAGUGAGAGCUUUCCAAGGUUUUGAUACUAAGCAGGCUAUAAUGGGCUGUCGUGUGAAAUUCCAGGGCUAAAACACUCACAAGCACAACCCUUCUGCAGCUGAAUGUUGAAAUUCCUUUAUUUUCGCUGAAGUCACAAGGUAUUAAAAGCACUUGAGGAUUUUGAGUAUCAUUUUCCCCCGUAAAUAAUCCUGGCAAUACACCAACCAUACAUGAAUUACAACCUGCAGAAGCAGGGACUAGAAGACAAAAAAAAAAAAGCAAGCAUAGAAAAAAGAUCCACCUCUCAUACUAUUCCUGCCAGUCAGUACACCUCAGCAUUCUGUACCAGCUGAUACAUAAGACAGCAAACUUAUUAUAUAGGCGGGCAAUGCAGCUGCCAGUAGCAGAACUAGUACAACAGCAAAGGGCAGCAGAAAAGAACGAGAAGAAAGAUUAUCUUAGUUGAACCUAUGUUUGGUUUGAGGAGUAGUUGAUAUGUUUUUUCACUUUUUAAACUCCAACCAUUAUACAAAGCUAUAUCAACACUUGGCACCUAAAGGUAAAUUGACAAUUUUGUCACCUGGCAAUGUUAGAGCAUUAAGGGGACUUUGCUAUUAAAAAGUAAUAGUAAUAAUAAAACUCUUAAAAGUUCUCUUUAUUCUCUUCUAGUCUAAAAGGAACAAAUGAUAAAGGGAAAGGGAGAAAGGACUGGAAAUUUACUUGAAGAAUCUUUUUGACCCACUUAGAAAUCUAUAAUAUUGAAUUACUGUUAAUGCAUUUUGGGUUUAUUUGAACAGAAAGAAUUUAAAAAAAAAACAACAAAGGAAUCACACAGUAGGUAAGUCAGCAUGAAGUGUUAUCAAUAAAAUGUUUUCUUGCCGUUAGAACAAUGCAUUUAAAAAUAUUUACAACUCAGUAUCAAUUGAGAAAACAAUGGCUUUCUUGUUCCAAAAGAAAAAAAAAAAGCAUAUAGAGAAAGUUAUCCACCACAUUGUAGAAUUUAACAUAAGCUUCCAUGCUGAGGAAAAUAGGAGCAGGACAGACUCUGUAACAACUUCACUUUGAUACUUGCUGUAAGUACUGGAAAGCCUUGAUUGCAACCACAAUUCUGUUCCAAAGUGACAGCCUUAUGAUUCAUGAAUCAAGCUAUGCAAGGUGUGAAUUACUCUGCAAGAGCACAGCACACUCAGCUGAGCUGCUUUUAGAGUCACCAUCUAAUACAGUGAGUUGUGCAAGGAACUCUGGCUGAAGUCCUCCAGAGUCCCCAAAGGACCUCUGCCUCCUUGAAGGGCCAUGAAAUGCACUAGUCCAGGUGGCAGAAAGAGACACCAUUCAGGAGAGGUAUCACCAGGACAUACUCAGCUGCUGACUGAGCACAGCACACAGGGUACGGAAGGGAAGGUGACAUGAGAACUUGUAAGCAUCUGGGUUGUUUGUUUUGUCUGGAUUUUUAGUUAGUCUUUCCAUUGCUCACUUAGACAUUGUAAAACUGGACUGUUCUACUCAGUUGCAUGCUGGCCAGCUGUCAUUUUUAAUGCCCCUUGCAAAGGUGUGUGAAGAGAGCUGUGUUGUUUUUGUGUACUUUCAUUUUUAAUAACACGAACAUUGUACUGUACUUUAUUAUUUCCUGUUCAAUAAAUAGGCUUGGUAUCUCUGUUUCAUGUCUAAUUUUCAAGAGCAGAGCCAUUCCUGUACUGAGGCUCUCUCAACUAGGUGGGUUUUUUUUUUGUUUUUUUUUUUUUUUUUUGUUUUUUGUUUUUGUUUAGUAAAAAUAAUGCAUGAUUUCUUUUCGCAGUGAUGGUUUGAGGGACAAAAAAUUUCUUAAUUUUGUAAUAUGUACUACAAUCUUCUAAACACAAGUAAAAAUGUACUGUGAUCUAUUUAUAUAAAUCUAGUCUGAACAAGUAAUUUUGAUCUUAAUAAAAACUCUGUAAGAAA
This is a messenger RNA of Lagopus leucura (white-tailed ptarmigan), 6204 nucleotides long. RefSeq names its product synaptotagmin 9 (gene SYT9). NCBI's taxonomy places the organism in Eukaryota, Metazoa, Chordata, Aves, Galliformes, Phasianidae. Bases 36 to 1592 code for a protein of 518 amino acids. Gene Ontology annotation, molecular function: calcium-dependent phospholipid binding; phosphatidylserine binding; clathrin binding. Gene Ontology annotation, cellular component: membrane; dense core granule. The record is from RefSeq and is a predicted model, not a curated record. The transcript is spliced from 7 exons. Gene Ontology annotation, biological process: cellular response to calcium ion; regulation of dopamine secretion; regulation of calcium ion-dependent exocytosis.